CCCUAGCUACUCUGCUCCAUAUUUCCCUGUAAACUCCAAGGUUGACUCUGUGCGACAGAACCCAGGAAGCCUGGGGCAGGUGCCCGUGUCCAAGAGUUCCCCAGGUGGCUGCAAACGUGAAGACCGGAAUCUGCCCCUCUCAGCACAGGUGCACUCCAAGGAUUUACCAGUCCUUCACGGGGGGCCAGUUGAAUUUAUACUGAAGCAUGCAAGAGAAAAAUCCUGAGCAGCCACCGUCACUGUCUCAGCUCCUCAGAGAAAGCUACCUGGCAGAGGCCCGAGCCCAGCAGCGUCACAGCGAGAUGAGCCGCUCAGACGCUUCGUCCACACGCCUUCAGAUCUACGGGUCGCUCAAAGGCAAGGCUGAGGACUCUGUGGGCCGUAAUGACCCGCAACUGCCAGACCUCUCCGCCUUCCUCAGCCAAGAAGAGUUGGAUAAGAGUGUGAACCUGGCCUGCCAGGCCAUCGGAAAUGAGCAUCCUGAGGAGAAGGCAGAGGUCAAGGCUUCUGUCACACCGUUACCCCCCUCCAACAUCUCCUCAGUCUCAGUUUCUUCCUCUACAACCCCUUCUGUUCCCUUCCCAAACCCAUCUCCUGCUCCUCUUGCUGCCCCCUCCACUGUGCCCUUCACCCAGCCUGCCCCUGUGUUCAAAGAACUGCCAGCGACACACACAAUCACAUCAGAAAGAAAGGGGCUUAAAGCCUCCACACGGCAGGACAACAUGAUCAGGAACAGCAGGGACUCCGGUGAAGGAAUCAACGACUUCAACACAUCAGAAAGGAACGCCCCGUACGGUCCGGAGACCCAGUCCAAGAAGGAGUUUCUCAACAAGGCAGCGGACUUCAUCGAGGAGCUCUCCUCUCUAUUCAAGGCCAACAGCUCCAAAAGGGUACGACAAAGAGGAUCCAAGUCACACAGGAGUAGGGGUCAGAACAAGAGCCAGAACGAUGGGACGGUUGAUCCCCUCGGCUCUGAUAACAGGGAGCGUGCUCUCAUGCCUGUGGAGGAGGAGGAGAGACCCAGUCCUGCUGUUAGCCAAACACCAGAGGUCCAACUGGACCCUGGUACCGGGCAUGUGGAGCUUCAGGACUGCAGGGUCACUGAGGAGCAGCAGUACCACUGUGUUUCUCGGGAGGAGCAGGAGGAGCAAACAGAAACAUGUGCCUUGACAGAAACACCCUCCUCUGCAGAGCCCACGUGUGAACCUCCUCAUUUCAUCCAGAAACUGAAAAGCAGGGAGGUCGCAGAGGGAAGCAAGGUUCAGUUAGACUGCAUUGUAAGAGGACUCCCAAUGCCUGAAGUCCGGUGGUUUUGUGAGGGCAAGGAGUUGGAGAACAGCCCCGACAUUCAGAUCCUCACCGACGGAGAACUGCACUCUCUGAUCAUCGCUGAGGCCUUCGAGGAGGAUACAGGACGUUACUCCUGCUUUGCGUCUAACUUCUAUGGUACUGACUCCACGUCGGCAGAGAUCUACGUCGAAGGUGCUUCCUCUUCAGAUUCUGAGGGGGAGCAGCCACUUGAACAUGUAGACCAGCUGAAAACCAAAAAGACAUCUGCAACUUUACCAUCAUCAUUGGGCCAAACGGUCUUUGUAGAGGAGGAGGAGUUUGAGACACCUGAACUGGCAGCAGCAACAGAGGAGCCAACAGCGGACCUCUCCUCACCACCAACUCAUCAACCUCCUCUACUGGUUCAGACAUCAACCGCGGUGCUUUCUGUCCCCGAGCUCUCCAAAGCGUCUGUGGCAUCCUCAGCACAGCCUGCUCAGGAGGAGACGACCACCGUGUUACCUGUCCAGCUGUUUCCUACUGUGACACAAGAGGUCACAGAAGGUUCAGGAGACCAGGAGGCGUCAGCGUCUGUCCCAGUCACAUCCAGAACCCAGCAGCCAGAGACCGUCUCAUCCCUGCCUCUGAUCCCAGUGGCUCCAUCAGUGCAUCCUGUCCAGGCAGCUCCAACUCAGACACAACAAGUAGAGAGUCAAACCUCCAACCUCAACUAUCUACAAGGAUUAAACGGGCAAGCUGUGAUGGCUGCCCCUGUAUUCACAAAGAGCCUGCAAGACCUCUUUGUGUCAGAAGGCCAGCUGGUGGUGCUAGAGUGCCUUGUGAAAGGGACACCGUCACCUCGAGUGGACUGGUACAGGGAGGGCAAACCCAUGGAGGACUCCCCUGCUUUCAGGAUCCUGCAGAAAAAGGAAGUAUGCACAUUGGUCAUUGCUGAAGUCUUACCGGAAGAUUCAGGAGUGUUCACUUGUAAAGCAAGCAACAAGUAUGGAACCGUGUCCACUUCUGCAGCGCUGAGGGUCAGAGGCAAUGGUAGGAACAGCAACCACGUGAGGCCCGUCAGCAGUUUGACAGUGGAUCCCAGUCGAAUCCAAGAGCCUUCCCCAUCAGCUCCCAGUGUCAACCUUCAACCAGAGGUGACCAACAGCAUCAAGCCCCACUCCAGCACCAUACGCCUUGACCCCCUCGUCUCCAGCACGUUACGCCUUGAUCCCUUAAACACCAGCACCUUUCGCCUGGAUCCCCAGAGCUCCAGCAUGUUGCGUCCGGACCCGUUUCGCACCAGCCUGCCCAGUCUGGAACCCUCCAGCCUGAGUAGCAGCAUCAGCGCCUCCUACCUGAACUCUCACAGCAGCAGCACCCCAAACCUAGAUCCUCUCCACCUCUACCAGAACACUACCAUAUCCAGUGGAGCACAUCCCGAACCACAGAGCAUCACACAGGUGUUCUCACAACUGAAGCCUUUCAGUGCUGCAACUCCAGCUGAGCAGGAAAUCUCCCCGCCUUGGCUGACAUCUUCUGACACCAGUGCUAAAGUUAAGGGGGCCCUUCAGGGGAUUCCAAACCAUCAGAAUGGGAGCCCUGUUGUGGUCCCCCUCCCCGACCCUCCUCCGAACUCCUGCCUGAAGUCGGGCACCUUGACGAACCAUAGACACUCGCGCUCUGGCUCCAGAGUUGGCCUACAUGUGCACUUCAAACUGCCCGAGGAUGAGGAGGAAGAGCAAAGCGAAGCAUCCACUGAGUGUGAUGAAGAUGAAGCUUUUGCUUCAGCCAACAAAGGCCCCCCCCCGGUGCGGGCUAAACCCAAACUGGAACCCGCCCAGCUCCGGCUCCUGCACAACCAAGUCCUCAUGGAGCAGCAGCAGGAGACCGAACCCCCGAUCCAAACCCCAAGCCAUGCUCAGUCUCAGUCCCACCCCACCUUCCAGAGCCAGGUCCAGCCCGAGGUCCCAAGUUCCCACGAGGCUCAGCUUUGGUCACCCAGAAUGCACCACGAACCCCUUCCACCAUCUUUCCCGCCCCAACUUACGACCACUGCUGCCCAUCAGCAGACCGCUCACUCGGCACCACCACUCACCAACCCCAACGCUCCCUCACUGAGCUCUGCUCCACAGCUCAACACCACCUUUUCUCCUCUUUACAACACUGCUCCUACUUUCAGCUCCCCUCUGUCUUUCCCUCAGCUGAAGACUUCUACGCUGGUGACGUCACCUCCACCUCCCCCACAGCUGAACACUGCUUCUCCUCUCAGUGCAGCUACCGUAACCCAGAUGAACACCAUCCACGCCUCCCACCUCAACCUGUCCCCUGCAGCUCUCGCCAAACAUGCACCCACGUUCCAGUUCUCCUCUCCCCCCGCUCCACAGCUCAGCACGUUGCCCACAGGUCCAACUCUGGCCUCACAGCAGAUCAUCUCCCCCACUCCUCUGCUUAGAAGCACCCACGCCUCCCUCAUGAACCUCACCGCCACCUCCUUCACCUUCAACUACACCCGGCCUAAAGAGUUCAUCGCUGCUCAGACCUUCUCACCAGUGAGGAGUCCUUCCCCAACCGAAUCCCCGGUGCCCCUCCUCCAAGAGCUGGCCGCUGAGCUCAACUCCUCCGCGGCCAGCUCCCCAACUCUCCCGCCAUUUUCCCCACCACCUAGGAUCUUCCCCACGAGGGUGCUGAUGUCUCCCACCAGCCCCCCUUCCCUUGUGUCCUCCCCCACACCGGGGUCAGCGCAGUUCCCCAACAGCUUGUACUCCAUACGAGCCCAGUCGCCUCCUCAGGCCUCUUCUCCCACUUCCAGCAGCUCCACCCCGAGCCCAAUCCAAAACCCUGUGGCCUUCCUCAGCUCCGUCCUGCCGUCGCUGAGCCUGGGUCAGCCCAGAAACUCAAUGGGACUGCCCAAGGGAGCUCCGACGGGGCUACAGAGGAUGGUACCCAAGGUGCAACUGCCGUCAAAUGAAAACAUUCGUGGGAGCAGAGAAAUUCUCCUCCAAGACAUCGAGAAAAAGCUUCGAUUUAAAGAUGAUCCUCCACAGUUUGCACAUCAACAGAAGCUGAGUAAUGAGGGGAAAACAGCGAGCAGACCCCUUGGACCAAACAUUCCUGCUACUGUCUUUAGCUAUGAUGAGGAGUACAAAGUGUCCAGGUUUGAGCAGAGACUAAUGAGCGAGGUUGAAUUCCGAUUGGAGCGAACGCCAGUGGAGGAGUCGGAUGAUGAGGUGAAGCACGACGACGUCCCGACGGGAAAAUGCAUCGCGCCAAUAUUUGACAAGAAACUUAAGAACUUCAAGGCCAUGGAGGAUGUGCCUGUCACUUUCUCAUGUAAAGUUGUGGGAAUCCCUCUUCCAAAGGUUUACUGGUUCAAGGAUGGCAAGCAGAUCUUAAGGAAAAACGUCCAUUACAAGAAGAUAAGAGAGGGGGACGGGACCUGCGUUUUACACAUCGAGUCCACGACCAGCGACGAUGAUGGCAACUACACCGUCAUGGCAGCUAAUCCACAGGGACGAAUCAGCUGCUCGGGUCAUUUGAUCGUCCAAACAGGACCUCCCCGUAACCAACUGAACCCGAUUCACUCUCAGAGGGUACGAGCUCGCAUACAACAAGUUGAAGGUGAGCAAACGCAGGAGCGCUUUUUUCGCCCUCACUUCCUCCAGGCUCCGGGAGACAUGCUGGCUCACGAGGGGAGACUGUGCCGAUUAGACUGUAAGGUGAGUGGGCUGCCCAGCCCAGAGCUGAUGUGGCUGGUCAACGGGAAGCCGAUCUAUCCGGACCUUUACCACAGGCUGCUGGUGCGGGAGAAUGGCAUCCACUCCCUGGUCAUUGACCCUCUGACGCAGAAUGACGGCGGCACAUACACAUGCAUAGCGAACAACAAAGCAGGGCAGAGCUCCUUUAGUCUAGAACUGAAAGUUGUGGAGAAAGAGACAAAGCACCCUCCUCAGUUUGUGGAGAAGCUGCAGAACAUGGGUAUUCCUCAGGGGACUCCCGUCAGGCUGGAGUGUCGGGUGGUGGGUAUGCCCCCCCCUGCCAUCUUCUGGAAGAAAGACAAUGACACCAUUCCUAGAACUAGGGACAGAAUCAGCAUGACCCAGGAUGCCACAGGAUAUGUGUGUCUCCUCAUCCAACCAACAACUAAAGAUGAUGCCGGCUGGUACACAGUGUCGGCAAAAAACGAGGCUGGAAUUGCGUCUUGCACCUGCAGACUUGAUAUCUAUGCACAGUGGCAUCAGAGCAUCCCUGCCCCCAUGAAGAAAGCUCCGCGCACAGGCAGCCGCUACGCCGCUCUGACCGACCAGGGGCUCGACAUCAAGUCAGCUUUCCCCACGUCGGACAACAGCCCCUUCCUGUUCUCCAGCUCCCCUCCCGAAACCAUGCUGGAGAGUGAGGAGCUGUGAGCGGCACGCCGGCCCGGUCGACUCUGAGGCGUCCCGGCAGGAUGUGUGACCUGCUUGAUGUCGGAAACAGUAGAAGACUUUAAGGGGAUUGAUUGCUUGAGCAGAUUGUCAUGUGAUUUGUGUUUUGCACAUGAAGUGAAGUACAUUCAGAAUAGAAUGGCAAAGAAUUAAUGCGUUAAACCUAUCAGCACUGAUAGUGGCUUUGUCACCAUUCCUAUUUACUGAAGUCACAUGCAGAAAAAUUAUGGAUUUGCAAAGUCUUAGCUCAUGAGCCAUCAGUGGAGUUGAAUAAUGUUCUCUCACGUUUCGUUUUGUUCAUAUUUAACUACAGUGCUGCGGUUGUUGCUGAAUGUUGAUCAUAACAUGUGUUCUUAAUACUUUGUCCUCUUCUAAAAGUGGUGUUAACGCCACUUUUUUAUGUGCAGUGGCUUCUGACAGUAUUCACACCCCUUCACUUUUUGCACUUUGUUUUAUUUGUGUUUUAAAUGGAUACAUUUUGAUCUUCACUUAAAACCCAUAAGGACAAAGAGAACAUUUAUUUUUAGCAUCUGGGAGCAUGUACAGUUUCCAGUGACCUUCAAGUCUCUCCAUAGAUGUUCUAUCGUCUGAGCUCUGGCUGGACAAGAUGAGACGAGAGAGAAAUGCCUCGCCAGAAUUUUCUUGGCUGCCUUGGGUCAGUGUCGUGCUGAAAGAUGAAACAUCACCAAGGUCUCACAUUGUCCUCCCCUUAAACAAGGGGUGGCUUUGGUCCAGGAGGUAGAGCAGCUUUGGUCCACUCACCAGACGGUUGGUCCUCCAUUGGGCAUACUGAAGUGUCCUUGGGCCAGAUUCUAAACCCCAAACUGAAGAUACUGAACCGCAAAUCUGCCCUGACAACUUUGCUGGUAGUGUGUGAAUGGUGUGUGGUGGAAAAAGUGCAGCAUAUAGUACCGCUGUAUGAAUGCGUGUGUGUGGCUUGUACUGUAAAGUGCUUUGAGUGACUGCUUUGAUAAGACUAGAAAGCUCUCUUUAUAUUUUUAUAUAUAUACAGACCAUUUACAAUAAAAAUUCUGACCAGCCUCUCUGUCUCUGCUGCUGAGAAGCCCAGACACUUAGCAUGAUGCUGCAACCACCAUCAUGCUGCACCAUAGGAAUGGUAUCAACCAGGUGAUGAGCAGGGACUGGUGUUCAAAAGUAGUGUUUGGAUUUCUGCUCAAAUUAUUUGUGUGUCAUCCAACAGAGAACAUUUAAAAGAAGCUUAGCAAACCUUAAGCAGGCCGUCGAAUGCGUAUUAAGAUGUACCAUAAGAGCCUGAUUGAUGGAGCCCUGCAUAGAGCCGCAAAAUGAAAUGGGUCUGAAUGCCUUCUGAAGCCAUUGUACCAGUACUGGUAGUUCUAGUUUCUUUGAAGGUUUAUAUAGAGUAGUCAUAAGUUAUUGUUUAUGAAUAAUCAGAUAUAGUUUAAAGAGUAUUUUCAGAGACAUUUGAAUGUGCCAUUUAGAUCAGUUUAAAUUGCUCCAUUAAAGGAGGAAUUAUUUCUAUACUGAACUAAAUUAUUAUUUUUUUGUUGGUCACAGGUUCACAGUUAUGCACCAUGUUUUUCAUGUGCAUGCAUGCCAACAUGAAGUAUUGUAAAACAAAAAGAAACACUGUCUGCUCACAGUCAUGAUAAUAGUAUGCUAUCGGGAGAGAAUAAUUCAUGGUUUGUACUGCAGUUGAAACACUGAAACACUUUAUUUUAUUUUUCUGUCUCCAUAACUGCAUAAACACUUGUAAUAUAUCGUCAGAGAAAUAAGUUAUAUCAGACUACAAACAAUUAAAUAUUGUCCUGAGUUUGGUUUGGGAUAAAGACAGGGCUUUGCUUUGGUUUCACACAUGACAGAAAAAGGUCAAAUGUAUUUGAAUAAAUUAAAGUCAGUUGUAAAACACACUGGAGAAAAAAAAGAUCAUAUUCACCUGAUGUUAAGUUGCACAUUGUAUAGUUUUGUCCUUCAGAAUAAAGUUCUAUUUAUUAAUGUUAUUGAAAUGUUUGCUUUGCUGGAACAAGUGGUUUUGUUGGCACACUGCACUGACAGCAUGUAAAUUCCUUCUGCACCAUUUUCACUGCUCAGUGACGUUUAUCUUCCUUCACACAUGAAAAUAAUGAGUUUCCAUAGUACCAGGCCAUUUAAACUCCUCUGGCAUCGUAGAGGUCCUGUUUUCACUGAUCAGAUUCCUAUUAGCUUAAAAUGAUGCCCAAUUCAAAGCAAAUGGGAGGGCUCAGAAGCCAAUUAAGUGUUGCUAAUCAGUCCAAUUAAAGGGGAAGAGAGUUCAAAUAGGCAUAAAAUUGCAUUCACCUUACGUGACCUAAUUAUACUCCCAGCCUCGUCUCACCAGCUGCCAGACCUACUUGUUAACUGGUGCUGUGUUAAGUAGAAAAUAUCUGUGGAGGAAAUAUCCAGUGUUGUGGAAAAUGUUUCAGAUAAUGUUUUAUACUUUUGUUUGUUCAAUUUGUUUCUUGCAGUUUUAACACAAUAAAAGAAACAAAAAAUUAAA
This is a messenger RNA of Platichthys flesus (European flounder), 8184 nucleotides long. It is a transcript of the gene mypn, whose product is annotated as myopalladin. Bases 207 to 5672 code for a protein of 1821 amino acids. The transcript is spliced from 20 exons. The record is from RefSeq and is a predicted model, not a curated record. Lineage: Eukaryota; Metazoa; Chordata; Actinopteri; Pleuronectiformes; Pleuronectidae.